GAGAUGUCAAUUCUAGUCAUCGAGCGUCAAAAUGAAAACAUUUGGAGAACCCUAAUCAAAUUCAAAACCCCUUUCCCAUCUUCGCUCUCUUGAAGAAAUUUGAGAUAUUUUUUUUAUACUUGAAGUGCAUCAGCUCCUAUUUUGCCAAAACCGGAAACAUAUUGGAACAUGGACAAAGAGGAUCAUGCUUUCUAUGUUGUUCGAAAGGGGAAUAUCGUUUCCAUUUACAGAAACUUUAGUGAUUGCCAAGCUCAAGUUAGCUCUUCGGUAUGUGAUCCUCCAGUCAGUGUGUACAAAGGUUAUUAUUUAAGUAAAAAAACAGAGGAUUAUCUUGCUUCUCAUGGUGUCAAAAACGCUUCCUAUGCCAUUAACGAGGGAGAUGUGAAGGAGGACCUAUUUGGAGCUCUUGUGCCUUGUCGUUUUCAGGAGGCAACGAACUCAACUUCAGUCUCCACUGAGGGUCCAAAACAACCCCUCAACUUGGGUUUAACUAUGGAGGCACAGCCGUUAUCUCACCAUCAAAUUCAAUGUAUUAUUGAGUUUGAUGGUGCUUCAAAAGGAAAUCCUGGAAAAGCUGGUGCCGGUGCUGUAAUUAGGACCAUAGAUGGACAUGUGCUUUGUCUGCUCCGUGAAGGCUUGGGAGUUGUGACAAAUAAUGUUGCUGAAUAUCGAGGCUUGAUUUUAGGAAUGAAAUGUGCUCUUAGAAAAGGUUUCAAACAUGUUCGCGUGACCGGUGACUCCCAACUUGUUUGCAUGCAGGUACAAGGCCGCUGGCAAACAAAGCAUCAAAACAUGAUUGAGCUGUGCAAGGAGGUCAAACAACUCGAGAAGAACUUUCUCUCUUUCCAGAUCAACCAUGUUAGGAGGGACUUUAAUUCACUAGCUGAUGUCCAAGCAAAUAUAGGCAUUAACUUGCCAGCUGGCCAAAUCAGUGAGGAGCAAGGCCAAGUUUAUUAGUUUCCAUAGUGUUUUUAGUCGGAACAUGCUAAAUUAUGAAAUAUCCCUGUAUGUAUGUGUAAAUUGAUUGUAGCAGGCUUUGCUGAUUCCUAGUUUCUCAGGAUUCUCAAACUGAAAUAAAAAACUUUAUGUGAAGAACUUGAUGUUGGAAAAGUCUGCUCGUCUUUUACAACAUUAUCUUGUUUUUCUGUUAUUUAUUUUGCUAAUGUAACAAGUGAAAUACUAAUGAAAUUUGAAUGUGCUUUUCAUA
Molecule: messenger RNA, 1207 nt
Organism: Asparagus officinalis (garden asparagus)
Lineage: Eukaryota; Viridiplantae; Streptophyta; Magnoliopsida; Asparagales; Asparagaceae
Exons: 9
Coding region: 169-957 (262 amino acids)
Molecular function (GO): RNA-DNA hybrid ribonuclease activity; RNA binding
Source: RefSeq, a predicted model, not a curated record